Messenger RNA from Micromonas pusilla CCMP1545, 2244 nucleotides. RefSeq lists its product as uncharacterized. The transcript has 2 exons. Bases 1 to 2244 code for a protein of 747 amino acids. NCBI's taxonomy places the organism in Eukaryota, Viridiplantae, Chlorophyta, Mamiellophyceae, Mamiellales, Mamiellaceae. The record is from RefSeq and is a predicted model, not a curated record.
AUGCGCCGCGCCGCGAGCGCGGCCGCGCGCGCCGCGUACCUCGCGCCGUGGACGACCGCGCGAGCGACGACGACGCGUCGCGCGCUCGAUCUGAGAGGCGCCGGCUGGACCACGACGAGCGCGGUCGGCGGGGAUCCGCGCGCGACGUCCUCCUCCUCCUCCGCCGCCGCCGCCGCCGCCGUCGACGACGACCUUGACGACGUCAUGCGCUUCGGCAGCGGGCUCUCGAACAACGCGACGCUGUCCACCGCGAUCGUCGAGGCGGUCGCGGAGGCGAAGCGCGCGCUCGGCGCGAGGACGGUACCGACGUUCGUGCAGCUGCUCGUCAGCGCGGAUUACGACGACGUCGCGCUCGCGCCGAGAUACGUCCUGGAGUGCUUCUCGGAGACGUCGAGAGGGUCGAAGAGAGGAGGCGGAGGAGGAGGAGGAGGAGGAGGAAAACGCGAUGAUGAAACGGCCGCGAAGCCGGCGUUAUUCGGCGGCGUCGUGCGCGGAUGCUUCGGCGGCGGCGGGCAGGUGAUGGACGGCCCGUGCGUCUCGAUCGUCGCCGCGCGUCUCCCCGGGACGGAGGCGAUGCCGUUCAAGACCAGGGACGCGUCGCUGCCGCCGCAGAUCACGCCGAAGCAGUGGGCGGCGAUGAUGCGGGACGGAGGCGGAGGCGGCGACGGCGACGGCGACGGCGACGACGCGGCGGAGGACGUCGGGGACGCCGUCGCCGCGCUCGCGAUGUUCGACCCCGAAUUCGUGGAGAUCGACGACCUGACGCAGCGACUUCACAGCGCGAUCCCGAAGAGCGUCGUCGUCGGCGGCGCGGUCACGCCGGGGGGGGCGUUGUUCCUGGGCGAGGACGUGCUGUACAGCUGCGACGAAGAAGAAAUUGAAGAAGAAGAAGAAGAAGAAGAGGCUGACGAGGCUGACGAGGCGGAAGCGCGGAGGACGAGAAAGAAGACGACGAAGCCCCUCCCCGCCGCGUCCGACGACGACGACGACACCGCGGUCCUCGUCGGCGUCCUUCUCCGCGGCCCGUUCGGGCUCGACGCGCGCAGCAUGCACGCGUGCCGUCCCGUCGGACCGGAGAUGACGCUCACGAGGAGCAUCGACGGGCACGUCCUCGAGCUCGACGGGUCCCCCGCCGGGGAAGUGCUCCCCGCGAUUUUAGGUAAGUUCUCCUCGCGCUGGUUUCCAUACGACCGCGUUCGCGUUGUGAACUUCAUUCCUGAAGGACUUUCUCUCCCGGCGUUUCGUUUGUUUCUCUCCGCCCGCCUGUCCCUCGCUGCUUUCGAUACCUACCGACGCGCCGCGACGCCUCGCGACUCCGCUUCUGACGCCUUCGAACGCCACCCCAACGUCGCUUUGUAUGGACAAUUACCCUCAGACGGCGGCGUCCCGGGCGGCUUGCCCGUCAUGCUCGGCGUCGGCGAGCCGCCCGAGACGACGACGCGCGGCGGCGCCGGGGCUUGGACGCGCGCGGGGGCGUCACGGCGCGACGACGCGCGCCGCGACGAGUUCAAGAGCCCGUGGGGCAACGUCGUGGUGGUCGACGUGUCUCCGCGCGGGCGGCUCGCGGCGAGGGGGAAAGGCGGCGACGGCGACGGCUCGGCGAAAUUGCGCGGGAGAGUCGUGGACGACGACGACGACGACGCCGACGUGGAGGCGGAAGAGGAGAAAGAGGAACAGGAGGAAGGUGGCGCGACGGACGCCGCCAAAGCCGCCGAGAGAGAGGCGCGGAAAAAGGCGGCGAAAGAGGAGAAGGACGCGAAAGACGCGGCGGCGGCGACGGCGGAGGCGGAGCGCGCGUAUCAAUCCGGCGGCGACGGGUACGUGUUCAGGUCCAUACAGAGCGCGAACAACGAGACCGGGAGCGUGUACAUCGGCCGGCAUCGCCUGGAAGAGGGAGCGCCCGUGCGUCUCCACGUCAGGGACACCGCGUGGGGGAAACAGCGCGCGUGCGCGCUCAUGAAGUCGUUCGGCGAGGGCGUCGCGGAGCAAAACGUCGGCACGCGUUUCGGCGCGCCCGUCGGCGCCAGGGUCAAAUACGCGGGCGCGGUGAUGUACACGUGCGUCAACGGCGAUCGGCUCCACGCCGCGGAUUUCCGAGAACGCGCGAAGGGCGUUCCCGUCGGCGGCGGGUACACCGCGGGCGAGCUGGGCCCGGCGCGCGCGGGGAGGCAGUCGUAUCUGCACUCGCACACGUCCGUCGUGGGAUUGUUUUGGGACAGGAGGCGCGGCAAGGGGACGACGUGA